AUGCUCUCCAUUUCAUCCUCACCCCCUCUCUACCUGAGUUUCCUCCUCUUUCUUUCGUACCACUGCCCUGUUCUCUCCUUUCGGAUUGGGAACCGCAGCCAGUGUGAGUCUGCUCCCUUUGUGCCAGGCCACAACCUGGUGGGAGAGGGCUUUAAUGUGGUCACCAUGCGGCGAAAAGGAGCCUACAUGGUUGAUGUGAAGACUUACCUCAUGCCAGACGGCACCUGUACUCUCUACUCGAACCAUAUUCAAGACAACAGGCUGCAGAAACUGCCACUCUCUGCAGUGGACUGGCGUGCAUACAGCAGCUGCGAUGAUGCUAUCCACAGCAGUACACACACCUCCCAGGGCUCACUGAUUAACGCCUACACCGCCCAGGACAGUGACGACCAGAGGGUAGGAAACAUUCACAUGUGUAUCACCGGUACAUAUCACUAUCAUUUUAUCGCCCAGACCUACCUGGAUGUUGAGAGAACACGUUUGUCUGCAUAUAACUUUGCUAAAGAAAAGAACAAACAUGAUCGCUACACCUUCAGCUUACACAGGGUCACCUGUAGCCAUUACAGUUACCGUGUGUCAAGGAGACCACCCCUCAGCCCUGAGUUCAGUGAGGAUUUGGAAAGACUGCCAAGUUUCUACAAUUCCAACACCAGAUCUCAGUACAAUGAACUCAUAGAUACCUACGGCACACACUACAUCUACAAGGUUUAUCUUGGGGGGCGAUUAAUGCGAAUCGCAGCUGCUCGUACUUGUUUGUCCACACUGAACAGGCUCUCCUUAAAGGAGGUGCACUCCUGCUUAUCACUGGGUUUCAGUGUAGGCCUCGGGAAGACAAGUGCAUCUGAUAUCAGCAGAUUUUGCUCCAAGGUCCUACGGAACCAGGGCUUUGAUACCUCGAGCUAUGAACUAUACCAAAAUCACAAGCAGGUGUUAGGAGGUACUCAAUGGUCAGGGGAGUUUUCACUUACUCGUAAUGACUCUCUGGGCUACCUGAAUUGGAUGAAAACCCUCAAGAACCGCCCAGAUAUUGUUGGGUACUCCCUCAGACCAAUGUAUGAGCUGAUGCCAAAUGAGCCACAGAAGGCUCGGAUGAAGACUGCCAUCGAGCAGUAUAUAAAAGACAACACUGAGAUUAACUUACACAUAGAACCAUAUUGUCUGUUCAUUCCCAAUCUGGCUCCCAACUGCUGUCCUCUACAGGCCUGGAAAGGAACUCUGGUGGUGAUCAUCAUCCGAGCCUGGGAUCUGCAUGGAGAUGAUUUCGGCACCACUGACGGGUAUGUUACGAUGCAGUAUGGUUCCACCUACCGCAGGACUGACACGAUCUCGUCAAACGAUCCUCGGUGGAAUGCUCGUUAUGAUCUUGGCACGAAAAAGGAGUUAAAAGAGCUCCUGCAUGAGAAGCUGAGUGAAAGGGGUUUGUUUGAUGAGCCAGCUUCUGUAGGUGGAGCUGAGCCGGCUGAGCUAGCUGAUGCUCCCACCCCACUUCAAGGUCUCCCUGUGUCAGCUGGCAGGGCUGCAGAGGAGCUCACAUUAACUCUGCACAUAAAGGAGGUGGCAUUGAGGAAUGGGGAGUUUGAGGUGGAAGCUAUGUAUUUAAGGGUUAGGGCUCUGGAGUUGGAGUGGGGAGCCACUGCAACUGCCAGUCCUUCCACCACUUCGCUGCUGUCCCCUAGUCUCGGAGCUGGUGACAGCUUCGAUGUGGAUACACGCUUAACUUUCAAGUUUGAGGUCUGGGAUCAAGACUGGAGUUAUGACGACCGUCUGAUAUCAUGUGAGGUCUCCCCAACCCAGGGGCUACACAGUCGCACCUGUUCAUCAUCACUAGGCAGACUCGAGGUCAUGUACAAACUGACCUGUGACCCUAACUUGACUGGAGACAAGUGUGAUCAUUAUGAACCAUCUCCACUUUAA
Messenger RNA from Thunnus maccoyii (southern bluefin tuna), 1914 nucleotides. Its product is annotated as perforin-1-like. The coding region runs from base 1 to 1914 and encodes 637 amino acids. Lineage: Eukaryota; Metazoa; Chordata; Actinopteri; Scombriformes; Scombridae. The transcript has 10 exons. The record is from RefSeq and is a predicted model, not a curated record.